UUUCAUAAUUGAGUGGUCUCUGUUCGAGAGGAGAGAGUAGUCAUCCAAAAAUCGAUCUGAAGCGAGCAGUGGUCUGUGAACUCGAGCUGUGAGAGUGCUGAGACUGUUUGGUUGAUAUCUCGAGUUUUACCAAUCCAAUUAAGGCGUGUGAGAUACCAAAAGAAAGCUCUCAAGACGAGGAAUCCGUGAAGGUCUGGUUUGCAUCAAUCGGAGUAGAGGAAGGCUUCCAAAUCGUCCGAGCAGAACGCGACCUCGCAGGGACGGAUUUACUCUUCUAAGAAUCGAGUUAGCCGGAAAACACCCGUUCUAGGGGCUGUUUUCGUAUCAACGAUUAGGAGUUGAAAUAGCAACUUGAGGAAGCUGUUUAACACCCAUUUUCAAGCAAGGAACCAGCUCUCAAUAUUCCUUGGCCGAGGCUUUGGUCAUUGGAUCGAGAAGGAAGGUUUUAAAGCUCAUUUGAGGUUGAGGCUAGAGCUUGCUUCCUGUGCUCGUUGCUCGAGAGAUCAUCUAGGAGCGAAGACUUGGUUCGUGCUUCCUCCAUUCGGGUUUUAAACAUUAAUAAACAUGCUCAUGGAUAUUUUACUAUAGAGCCUGCGUGCUCAUGAAUAGCCCGGUGUGGCCUUUUGUUUUAAACAAUGUUUUCCGCUGCGUUAUGAAUUACUUAUUAUGUUUUGUUUAUGGAUGUAUAUGUGUGAAUGAUAUUCAAGACGCCUUGUAUAUUAUGAAUGUGUUGAACUGCGGUUGACUAUUCAUAUUGUACGGCGGGUUGUUGACGUGUCCGGAUAGGUCCGGGGCGUGACACUAUGAACUGUGGAAAGGAAGCAAACCCAACAUCAGCUACUUUCACAUUUUUGGAUGCAAAUGCUACAUCCUCAACAAUGGAAAAGAACAUCUAAAGGUCUUUCAAGAGAAAGCUGAUGAAGGUGUGUUUAUAGGCUAUUCGAGCAUGAGCAAAGCCUAUAGAGUGUUGAAUAAGAGAACCUUGCAAGUUGAAGAAUCCAUUCAUGUCAAGUUUGAUGACAACACCUCUGCUGAAGAAAUAUCAGAAACCCUGAAGAAAACCAAUCUAGAAGACAAGACUUCAGAACCAUCAGAAGUAGUCACAGUUAACCCUGUGUUCUCAACUCCUGCUGCUAAUCCACUUCUGAUAGACAAAGAUGAAGAUGAAGAUGAAGAAUCAGAAGAUGAACAACCAGAGUUGUCCCGACAACAAUUGUCUGAACCUGAUCUAACUUGGUUAAGAGAUCAUCCUCCUAAUCAAGUGAUUGGACAAAUCUCUAAAGGUGUUCAAACCAGAUCAUCAUCCAGAAGAGAAGCCAUGUUCACCUGCUGCAUAUCUCAAAUGGAACCAAUGAAUGUAGAUGAAGCUCUAGAAGAUUCAGACUGGAUCAAUGCAAUGCAAGAAGAGCUCACACAGUUUGAGAGGAAUCAAGUAUGGGAACUUGUUCCUAGACCAAAGCAUCAGAAUGUCAUUGGAACCAAGUGGGUAUUCAAGAACAAAGCAGAUGAAGAAGGCAACAUUGUAAGGAAUAAAGCAAGGCUAGUAGCAAAGGGAUACUGCCAAGAGGAAGGCAUAGAUUUUGAUGAGACCUUUGCACCUGUUGCAAGACUGGAAGCAAUCAGAAUCUUCCUAGCCUAUGCUGCCUACAAUGACAUCAAAGUCUACCAGAUGGAUGUCAAGAGUGCAUUUCUGAAUGGAGAACUUGAAGAGGAAGUUUAUGUGGAACAACCUCUAGGUUUUGUCAUUCCUACCCAGUCCUCUUGUGUCUACAAGCUUAGGAAGGCCCUUUAUGGUCUUAAGCAAGCUCCCAGAGCUUGGUAUGACACAUUGUCCCUAUUCUUAGUGAAUCAUGGGUUUACUAAAGGAAAGGUUGACAGGACUUUAUUUCAGAUUUCAGUUGCUAAUCAUAUUCUGUUAGUGCAAAUUUAUGUUGAUGAUAUUAUAUUUGGAAGCACUAAUCCAGAAUUAUGCAAGAAGUUUUCUCAAGUUAUGCAGAAAAAGUUUGAGAUGAGUAUGAUGGGAGAACUAAGCUACUUCCUUGGAUUGCAAGUCAAGCAAGUUCCAGAAGGAAUCUUUAUCAACCAAGGGAAGUACACCAGAGAUCUAAUCAAGAAGUUUGGAAUAGAUGGGAAGUCCUCAGUCAAGACUCCCAUGAAUGCAUCUCAAGGAAUUGGACCAGAUGAUGAAGGAAAGGAUGUUGAUGCAACAACAUAUAGAGGAAUCAUUGGAUCUCUCCUCUACCUAACUGCAAGUAGACCAGACAUAGCAUUUGCUGUAGGAAUCUGUGCCAGAUACCAAUCAAAGCCCAAGGAGAGCCAUUUGGUUGCUGCUAAGAAGAUCAUCAGAUAUAUCAAAGGAAAUCCAAAUGCAGGCCUAUGGUAUCCCAAGGGAGGUAACUUUGAACUAAUUGGUUACUCUGACUCAGAUUUUGCAGGUUGCAGAUUAGACAGGAAGAGCACCUCUGGUCAUUGCCAAUUGCUAGGUGGGAGACUUGUCUCCUGGUUUAGCAAAAAGCAAAAUUCCAUCUCAACUAACACUGCUGAAGCUGAAUAUAUUGCUGCUGGAAGCUGCUGUGCUCAAUUACUUUGGAUGAAGCAACAACUCAAGGAUUAUGGUGUUCAAGCAAAGGAGAUCAAGCUUCUCUGUGACAAUACAAGUGCUAUUGCCAUCACUCAGAAUCCAGUGCUGCACUCAAGAACCAAGCACAUUGAGAUCAGACAUCACUUCAUCAGAGAUCAUGUGGAAAAGAAGCACAUUUCAAUUGAGCAUGUUCCAACUGAAGACCAGCUUGCAGAUAUCCUAACCAAACCUCUCUCUGAGGCAAGGUUCAACAAACUAAGAGAAGAGCUGGGGAUGAUGGAUGAUCUUCCCAGAGAUGCGUGAAUCAGAGUUGCUGAAGGAUCAGAGUUGGUCUCCAUCAGAGGACCUCGUAUCAGAAUACCCCUUCUCUGAUACAUGAGCGGCUAUUCAUCAGAGUGGCUGUGGACUUAGAAAAUUUUCUGAAAUUUGGGGGAACUCAUUUAAAUGGACCGGAUUUUACUAUUUUACCCCCGGUAGUUAUUUCCAUAAUCGAAAACGGCUUUCCGCCCACAAUCCAUUAAAUGCGACCUCGAAACCCCAAAUUAUACCAAACGUCCACUAACCCAAAUCAAUUUAUACCCCAAUCUCAUAACCUAAACCGCCAUUGCAUUUCAUCUCUCUUCGACUUCAAGCUCUCAGAACUUCCAAAUCCUC
Cuscuta epithymum is the source of this 3235-nucleotide messenger RNA. The record is from the annotation of a GenBank genome assembly. NCBI's taxonomy places the organism in Eukaryota, Viridiplantae, Streptophyta, Magnoliopsida, Solanales, Convolvulaceae.